This is a messenger RNA of Caenorhabditis elegans, 867 nucleotides long. It is a transcript of the gene glct-3, whose product is annotated as Galactosylgalactosylxylosylprotein 3-beta-glucuronosyltransferase. Gene Ontology annotation, molecular function: galactosylgalactosylxylosylprotein 3-beta-glucuronosyltransferase activity. Gene Ontology annotation, cellular component: membrane; Golgi membrane. NCBI's taxonomy places the organism in Eukaryota, Metazoa, Nematoda, Chromadorea, Rhabditida, Rhabditidae. The transcript has 5 exons. The record is from RefSeq and is marked reviewed. The coding region runs from base 1 to 867 and encodes 288 amino acids.
AUGAUGAGCGUCCUGCAGGUUUAUGGGAUGCGUGUUGUAUGCUUCACAAUUUGUAUUGUAAUUGUAUUUAAAUGUGCAUUGUAUCUAAUCAAACCAACUUCUCCUCAGGACUCUGGUUCAAAUCGAAUGAUAAUUGUAAUCACGCCUACUUACAAAAGAAUUACUAGGUUGGCUGAUAUAACACGAUUGGCUAACACAUUGUCUCAAGUCGAAAAUUUGCAUUGGAUCGUAAUAGAGGAUGGAGAGUCAACUAUUCCUAAUGUUCAAAAUAUUUUGGAACGGUCUGAGCUACUGUAUACCUAUGUAGCGCACCGAACUGCUUCAGGAUACCCUGCCCGAGGAUGGUACCAGCGAGAUAUGGCAUUAAAGUUGAUACGGACAAACCCAUCCCAAAUCCUGGGUGAGCAUGAGGGAGAAGCUGUGAUUUAUUUUGCAGACGAUGAUAAUUCUUACGACUUGCGACUAUUUGAGGAUUAUAUCAGGAAUGUGAAGAAGCUGGGUCUUUGGGCUGUUGGCUUGGCUGGUGGAGCAGCAGUGGAGGCUCCAAACGUAGUGAACAAGAAAGUCACUUCAUUCAAUUUCAAGUGGAAAUCCAAGCGACGAUUCGCUGUUGAUAUGGCGGGAUUUGCAAUCAAUCUUGACUAUAUCCUAAAUUCCAGUGCAGUGUUCGGUACGGAAUGUAAGAGAGGUGAUGGCGCUCCGGAGACUUGUCUCCUCGAGGAUCUAGGUUUCGAUUUGAAUGAUAUUGAACCUUUUGGGUAUGAGAAAGAGAAAAACAAUGAGAUCUUGGUAUGGCACACUAAAACUAGUUAUUCGGGCAUGAAGGUCAAGGAAGCGGAAAAAUUUGGAUAUUUUGUGGAACCAUAA